Messenger RNA from Marasmius oreades (fairy-ring Marasmius), 3311 nucleotides. RefSeq lists its product as uncharacterized. The record is from RefSeq and is a predicted model, not a curated record. Gene Ontology annotation, molecular function: RNA binding; protein binding. The coding region runs from base 62 to 2959 and encodes 965 amino acids. Lineage: Eukaryota; Fungi; Basidiomycota; Agaricomycetes; Agaricales; Marasmiaceae. The transcript is spliced from 16 exons.
GACGACCACCUUCCACCUAGUACUUUUCUAAACUUUUUUUACUCUUUUCCCUCAUAGCAAGAUGCCACCACGCCCGGCUCGUGGACGUUCCUCUCAACCCUCGUCUCAAUCUGGUGCCCAGCAAACUACAGCUCAACCUCAGCCAACUCCAACUCCUGGUGGAGGAAGAGGUGGUUGGGGAGCGAGAGGUGCUGCAGCACCGCGAGGCGCUACUAGAGGGGGCCCUCCACGAAGCGGACAUGGGGGUCAACAACAAGGCACUCAAGCAGGUGAACGCCUUGUAGUUGGCCCUACUCUUCCAGCUACAACCUCGACGGUGGGUGUGAGGAGACGCGCGACUGGAACCGCAGGGAGGAAGAUUCAAGUCUUCGUCAACGCCACCGACAUCGCUAUCCCUGAUAGGACUAUCUAUCAUUACGAUGUGACAAUCACUAGUCCAUCCGGGAAAUCCGACUCCUUCCCGUCGCGAUUUACUCACGAAUUAAUGAAGCAACUCCAGCGAGACACGGAACCCGCCAUUUUCCAACCAUGUGGGGUCUAUGAUGGCAGGAAAAACCUUUUCACGCAGCACUUCUUGAAUAUGCCAGGCGGUGGAGACUCCGCAACGUUCAACGUUCCUGUAUCUUCUGGAACCGCUACCACUACUCCUUCGUCUCGCCCACCAGCUUUGUACAAGAUCAAGAUCGUGAAAGUAGCCGACAUUAACCCCGAGGUUUUACAACGAUUCGUGGAAGGAAAACAAUCGCAGGAUGAAAGCGUCCUUACGGCUCUCAUGGCGAUGAAUGUUGCUAUCAGACAAGGUCCUAUCAGUAGCGGUUAUGCGUUCAAUACGCGUUCCUUCUUCCCAAACUUGCCAAAUAUGGUCUCCCGUCCUAUUAUGGGUCUCCAGUUCAGACGUGGUAUCUUUCAAAGUGUUCGUUCUGCGGUUGGGAGAACGCUCUUAAACGUGGAUAUCACAACGGGGAUGUUUUAUCAAGAGGGCCCUUUGAUGAAUACGUGCCUUGCUUACUUGCCACCUCCUACUCGCAACAGUACUAUCAACGCAAACGACCCUAUGCGACUUGCUCCAUCCAGAGGGUUUCCAGAUCGGGAGAGGUUGAGGUUGCAGCGGUUUAUUUCUGGUAUCCGUGUCAAGGUCGCCGGUAGCAGAUCUGAAAAGAUCGUUUCCAUAGUCAAGUUGAGCCCUCUCAGUGCAAAAGACUUCACGUUUUCGAAGCGAGAUGGAACUGUCGUAUCGGUUGCGGACUACUUUAGGCAAACAUACAAUCGGGCUUUGAGAUUCCCGGAUGUUAUCUGUGGUCAGACUGCCUCGGGAGCCACCCUGCCUCUCGAACUGCUUACAGUUCUACCAGGACAGAUUGCUCGCAAGCAAGUGCCUCCUGAAGUAACGAGCGCGAUGGUGGAAUUCAGCCAACUGAGGCCAGCGGAGAGGAUGGCUGAAAUCAGGAGGGGUGUUGAUCUACUCGCACAUGGUCAAUCGGAAUACGUCCGUAAUUUUGGAAUGGUACCGUCACCGACGUUUCCUAUGACUAUCGAUGCAAGGGUUAUCAACCCUCCACGGUUGCAGUAUCGUGGUAAGGAAGGAAAGGGGAUGCACAACGUUGACCCACGAAACGGCUCGUGGAAUUUGCGAGACAUAACGUUCAUCCAACCGCAGACCAUUGAGCGGUGGUGUGUUAUCUUAUUCGAAACGCAAAACCGAUUUCCACUGGCAGAUGCGAGAGCGAUGGUUGGGAAUAUUGUACAGGAGUUCCGGAACGUCGGAAUGACAAUUCGCGAAACUGACCCCGUCAUUUACUACGGUAACGCUCAGAGGGAUAUAUCCGCUGAACUUAAAGUAGCCGGUGGUCAGACCGCUAAAAAACAUGGAGGGACAAAGGGACCUGAUCUGCUUGUUGUCGUUCUGCCGGACCAAGGAAACGUUGAGAUCUAUCGCGGUGUGAAGCACCUGGGUGAUAUUGAAAUGGGAGUCGCAACUCAGUGUCUCAGGUCAUCAAAGUGUCGACGAGCCAAGUCUCAGUAUUGGGCUAAUGUUGCUUUGAAAGUCAAUCCGAAGCUUGGUGGUAUCAACCAUAAGCCGGAUCCGACUGCUAGGACAUCUUCAGACCUCAACGAUCCUCAGAAGCCGACUAUUAUCAUGGGAGCCGAUGUCAUGCACCCUGCCCCGGGUUCUAGCAACCCAUCGUACACGGCUGUAGUUGGGAAUGUCGACUCCGACGUAGCAAAGUACAUUGCCGAGUUGAAGGUGCAAACCAGUAGGGUUGAGAUCAUCGAAGAGCUAGGGGAGAUGGUUAGGAACAUUCUCGGGAAAUAUAUGGACUAUCGCAAGAAUGUAGAGAAGAAAACCAACAUCCAACCAGUUCGCUUACUCUUCUUCCGAGAUGGAGUGGAUGAAGGCCAAUAUCAGAAGGUUAAGGAUAUGGAACUGCAAAUCAUCCGACAAGUAUGCGUUGACCUCAAGAUCCGCCCCAAGAUUACCUUCAUCAUCGUGGCGAAACGACAUCACUUCCGGUUCUUUCCUCAAGACCCUAACGCACCUAACCAAGCAGAUCCAAAAAGCGGAAACUGCCUUUCCGGCACGGUCGUCGAUACUGGGAUUACGCACCCGACGGAAUUCGACUUCUAUCUCCAGUCUCACGGAGGGCUGUUGGGGACUAGCCGGUCUGCCCACUACCACGUCUUAUCUGAUGAUAACGACUUUACGGCUGACGCGAUGCAAAACCUCUGCUUUGGCCUUUGUCACGUCUUUGCUAGGUCUACGAGAACGAUAUCCAUCCCAACACCUGUUGCAUAUGCCGACCUAGUCUGUUCUCGUGCUCCAAAUCAUUACAAGUCUUCAUCCGCGAUGUCGGAUAUGGAGAGUACGGCUACGGGCGGUCGGGAUAUGACGUUGGAAAGGCUUAAGGCAGAUUUCAAGCCUAUUCAUAAGAACCAGUCGAUCAGAACGUUUUUCACGUGAUUUUUUAAUUCCCCGUCUGCGACUAUCGAACUGGGCAACCGUGCUUCAAGCUCCCCUUUUACCCCAUCUACAAUUUUCUUGACUUGAUCAUGCUCUCCCUUUCUGUUACUUUUUGUCGUUUUUGCUUUUCCUGAUGCUUUCUUGUUGUGCUAGUACCAUGCUUUCGAAUGUAUAACGUGCUCUACGAUUCUGCCCCUUCUUGAACCCCUCCGACCCUACCAUAUGUGUACAAUACUUCUUGCUCAUGAACAUUGAUCACCGAUCGUCUCGCCACCUGGAUACUUUACGGUCUUCUAUUCCAAACGUUCAGUGCUGUCUACCAUCCAUCCGACGUCGAGGUCUACAAUAUUUU